AACUGUACAGACAGGACUCUAAAGUUAGAACCUCCUGAUUUUUCACAAGGAAAAUCAAAGAGACAACAAAAUCAGAAGGAAAAAAUAUGAAUCAGGAGCUGAUUUUUUAAAGGAAUAGAUGCUGGACUGGAGGUUGGCAAAUGCACAUUUUAUCCUGGCUGUGACAUUGAUGCUGUGGAGCUCAGGAAAAGUGCUCUCAGUGGAUGUAGCAACAGAGGCUUUUGACGCUGGAAUCAGAGAUGUGCAGUCAUCACCCACAGCCAGGGAAGAUAAAUCAGCAGCUGAUCUGGCAGCAAAACUCAUGCUUCUUGAUGAACUUGUGUCUCUGGAGAAUGAUGUGAUUGAAACAAAGAAGAAAAGGAGCUUCUCUGGUUUUGGGUCUCCCCUAGACAGACUCUCUGCUGGCUCUGUGGAUCACAAAGGUAAACAGAGGAAAGUAGUAGAUCAUCCAAAAAGGCGAUUUGGUAUCCCUAUGGAUCGGAUUGGUGGAAACCGGCUUUCAAAUUCCAGAGGCUAAUUGAUUCCAUUUAUGUGACUUCCUUGGGUGAAAUGUCACAGAAACAUAGAAGAUGCUUCAGAAGUUCUUCACACUCCUUAAUGAUUAAACUUUUAAGGAACUGGCCUUCUGCAAACUCUUUCCAAAGCUUGAACUUAGGUCCAUCACAUCGCAGUAUUGUUACAGCUUCAAGUAAAUUAUGCAGAUCAUUUCAAUGCAUGGAUAUUUUUUAAAUAUGCAUUUUAGUUUUGCAGGAAUGGUUACUUGGCCCCAAACCUGACUUAUCUAAGAAACCAUCAAAAAACACAAUACAGUGAAAUACUAUCUAUAUACAUUUACCAUUUGCAUUUAUGCAGUUAAAGAAUAACUGAAGACUAAUUUGUUUCUGUAAAGUUUAGGUGCAAUCUGUUCAUUAUUGGGGAACAUAAAAAUGCUGUGUGUUUUUUCUCAAAUGCUUUCACUUCUUUCUUAUCUUUGGUCUGUGGGCCUCUUGGGUAAUAAUUAUGAAAUUAGACUUCUCAUAUUAUAUUCAAAUUUUAGUUAUUUUCAAUCAAAUAAAACUCAGCUCCAGUUCUAGAAAUAAGUGAAAAAAAAUUCUCUGAGCAAAGAAAAAAUAGCAGUAAAUAAGCCCAUAAAGUUAAGUCUCCCAAAGUACUGCAGGUGAGAGCAUAUUGACUUGGAGUUAGGCAGUAAAGGAGAUUACUCAUUUGCCAAGCUUGGAUAUCUUGUGUCCCCUAAUAACUUCCAUUUCUCUCAGUUACAACUGAUAGUUAAUUAAGAGCAGCAGUGGCUGAUUAUAAGGAGAAUUACACACAGAAGUAGCAGAUGUAAGUAUGGGAAAGUCAAAGAAUAUUUAGUACACUACAGGAACAGUCUGGGGCUGGAUAAAUACACAGAAUUUUAGCACAGUAAGUGAUCGCUGUUUUUUAAAAUAUGUUUUUACUGAUUUUUAGAGAGAGAGGAAAGGAGAGGAAUAGAGAGAGAGAA
Messenger RNA from Miniopterus natalensis, 1483 nucleotides. It is a transcript of the gene OSTN, whose product is annotated as osteocrin. Lineage: Eukaryota; Metazoa; Chordata; Mammalia; Chiroptera; Miniopteridae. Gene Ontology annotation, molecular function: signaling receptor binding. Gene Ontology annotation, biological process: hormone-mediated signaling pathway. The record is from RefSeq and is a predicted model, not a curated record.